Molecule: messenger RNA, 2987 nt
Organism: Mus caroli (Ryukyu mouse)
Lineage: Eukaryota; Metazoa; Chordata; Mammalia; Rodentia; Muridae
Product: histone H1.3
Biological process (GO): nucleosome assembly
Cellular component (GO): nucleosome
Molecular function (GO): DNA binding; structural constituent of chromatin
Source: RefSeq, a predicted model, not a curated record
CUGGGAACAACCUUCUCUGACUGUUUGUGCUUACUUUUUGCUUUACUAGUAAAGCUUAAAACAUGUCCGAGACCGCUCCCGCGGCGCCUGCUGCCCCUGCACCUGUGGAGAAGACACCUGUGAAGAAGAAGGCGAAGAAGACCGGCGCCGCUGCUGGGAAGCGCAAGGCGUCCGGACCCCCGGUGUCCGAACUCAUCACCAAGGCUGUGGCCGCUUCCAAGGAGCGCAGCGGCGUGUCCCUGGCCGCGCUCAAGAAGGCGCUGGCGGCCGCGGGCUACGAUGUGGAGAAGAACAACAGCCGCAUCAAGCUCGGCCUGAAGAGCCUGGUGAGCAAGGGCAUCCUGGUGCAGACCAAGGGCACCGGCGCCUCCGGCUCCUUCAAACUCAACAAGAAGGUGGCUUCUGGCGAGGCCAAACCCAAGGCCAAGAAGGCCGGCGCGGCCAAGGCCAAGAAGCCCGCGGGAGCAGCAAAGAAGCCCAAGAAGGCGACUGGUGCUGCCACACCCAAAAAGGCGGCCAAGAAGACUCCGAAGAAGGCGAAGAAGCCCGCGGCGGCUGCCGGCGCCAAGAAAGUUUCCAAGAGUCCCAAGAAGGUGAAGGCUGCUAAGCCCAAGAAGGCAGCAAAGAGCCCAGCCAAGGCCAAGGCUCCCAAGGCUAAGGCUCCCAAGCCUAAAGCUUCUAAGCCGAAGGCCACAAAGGCAAAGAAGGCUACCCCUCGCAAGAAGUAGAGUGGUGCGCCCUGCUUUGAAAAUCUCAAACGGCUCUUUUCAGAGCCACCCACAACCUCAUUGAAAAGAGCUGAACCUUUCCUGGUUUUCGCAUUGUAUGUCAGCUGACACUGUAAGUCAGCUCAGGCUAUGUGUUCCGAGGCAGAUCAAUACUGUGCACUUUUGUUGUACUGGGUACAUUCUGGAGCAUCUAAACUUUAGCGAUAGAUUGCAACAUUUUCAGCUCCAGUUUGGUUUCUGGCCGGCAGUAUAUGCCUUGUGUGUGUGCUCCACACACGUGUUUAUAUUCCAAGAGUUUGGCGGGAAGUCUUUUUCUAAUGUCGCUAGGCGUGAUAAGGCAUAGGGGGUUCUCUAGGAAGCCACUCUCAAAAUAGUCGCUACAGGCUGGAGCUUCUGUGUUAAGUUUUUCUUUCCAAUCCGUCUACACACGGUGGUUUUGAGAAUUAACCAAUCAAGCUGUACUUUCAGUCAUGAGCGUUGCACCAAUCAGAGAUUGUGAUAUUAAGAUUUACGUUUACGUACUGGGACGCUGGCGUUAUUUUCUCUGUCCCCGCCCCUUUGUUCCCCUCAGAGCUCUGGAAUUCUGUCCUAAGAAAUUUUAAUUGUGUUUUCCGAGAAACUGAAAGCGCUCCUAUUUUCCCAAAACUUAGCCACCCUCACAGUUUUUAGGCACUGAUCACAUUGUCACUAUUAAUGUGGAAGGUUUUUUAAUACCCUGGUGGUUAGGUUUUAGUAAGGAAAUUGAAUACCACUUACAGUUCUGCACAUUCCUUUCUCAUACAUUGUUCUGAGAGUAUCUGUUCUCCCUUACUUGGUCAGUAGAUCAGUAGUAGGCUGAGGACGUGGAAGAAAAACCAUUUUGGAAGGUUUGGUUUGUAGUUUGACUUCUCAAAUUUGGGCAAACAAAACAAGCACAUAAAAACACAAACCAACCCUAACUAUCCUUCAGGAAGCUGAUCAAAAUUUGGUGGAUGCCAUUUCCAUUUCAUUAUUGAAAGUAUUAAAGUUUGUGUGUGUGUGUAUGUGUGUAUGUAUAUAUAUGUAUUUAUUUAUUGAAAGUGGGAGCCGCCUCUUUUUUCAUCCUGAUGAUGUAAGAAUUCUACAGAUGUUUAAUUGAGCUCCUCAUAGGAAGAAAUUACAUAUUACUUAAAAAAAUAUUUUUAUAGUGUGUGUGUGUGUGUGUGUGUGUGUGUGUGUGUGUAGGUCAGAGGACAACCUGCAACACAGCUGGGGCUUCAGGUCUGGAGGCAGGCAAGCACCUGGUAUAAGCCAUCAAAUCUGAAUCGUCUACAUUUCAAUCUAGCAUUUCAUUAGAGGAGAAUGGGUAAAGGAUCUUGUAGUCUAGCCUCAAGAGCUGCGUUCAAUCCAGGGAUCCAUAUGUUGGAAGAACACAGGCUCCUAAAAGAUGGCUUUUGACCUCCACAGGCCAGUGCUUGUGUAAGUCACCCUCCGCUUGACAUCUAGCCCAGAUAAGGUAAAGCUAUAGUAAUAGGCACUGAAUUACUGAAUUUGAUUUCAUGUAAUUUAAAAAAAUAAUGUAAAGGAUAGGUAAGCUCCUAUUACAUUUUGAAGUGCCUGUGACAUCAGAAUUGUAUGUGUAAUCAGAUGUUUGUAGAAUACUCUUCAGUUAUUGUGUCUCUGAAUGAAGUUCAUGUGUAUGAGUGUUCUUUCUGUCUGCUGAUGGAGUUGAUUAUCUAACGAUGUUAAUGCUCAAUAAAUACACAGGUAAAAUCUGAUCAGACUUACUACUUUUCUCAUCCCCUACACUUUAAGUCCUUAAAGGUCAUUAACUUAAGAAUGUGUGUUAUGUGUGUUUACAUUUACCACAGCCAUUUUCAUUGACUACACAACAAAAAGGAAAUUUUGGGCUGUUGAGCAAGUCUCCAGUAGAACAAAACCUGAUUUAAAUGCUCGAUGCCAUGUUAAUGCCCUUUAAUCUCAGGCAGAUACAGGCUCAUCUUUCUCUUGUUUCCCUCUACUGUGUCAAUAUAUUUGGAAGAAUUUCCAAAAUUUCAUGAACUGAAUUAGAAUAUUGUCUGAUAGUAAUUGGAUUUAGAGAUUUAGAAUAAAUAUAUAAGCAUAUAGUAAAAUGUUUAUGAACACAUGGGAAUAUUCUUCUGACCUUGAACUCUAUGGUCUAAUUUCUUACCAUCUCCCUUAGCUGCUCAAUCAUGCCACUUCAAAUUUAGGGAGUUCAUAAAAUGGAAAAAUGUCAGUAUGUGAAAUGUCAAUAUUACUAUUUGUGGAUGGAUUAAAAAA